AUGGCUAUGUCAUGUGAGACCAUUUCUCUACAGCACCUGCACUUUGUGACAGCAUGUUAUUCUGUUGACAGGCAACAACCUGGUCGAAUGCCACCUCUGCCUCCACUGUGGAGGGGUGGCGACCGAAGAGAUAGUGGCAAGGAGUAUCUUUUGGAUAAACACAUGGAGAACCAUGGAAUUGUCUUGCCGGUUGCUCAAAGUUUGGAUCCAGGUGAAAUUAUCACAGCAUUAGGCAGUACGGAUAGCUGCAGGCACUUGUCUACUAGGUUGGGUUCCCUUGUGCUGUUUAUGGUAAAAAUGGCUCUUGUUUCGAUUAAAUGUGCAUAUAUACUUUCUGUUGUGGCAUUAUGUGAAAUUACUAGAUUUCAAAACAACAUCAAGAAGUAUACUUUCUUGCCAGGGAUGCCUCAACAGGAACCUGUGCAGUCAGACAUGAAGCGGGCUGAAUGA
Molecule: messenger RNA, 450 nt
Organism: Miscanthus lutarioriparius
Lineage: Eukaryota; Viridiplantae; Streptophyta; Magnoliopsida; Poales; Poaceae
Source: the annotation of a GenBank genome assembly